GUCUCUGGCCGCGCUUGUCCUCCCCGUGGUGCGACCUGAGCCGUCUCCCUUAAGGCUUUCCCCGCAACGGGCAGAGAGCCUCUGCCGCCUGGGUACCCCUAUCCUGCUCGGUGGCGCCCCACAUCUCCCCCACCCCCGGGGCCCUUCCUGCAUUUCCUCGACGGUGCGUGGAUUCGGGAGACUUUCUGUUUGUUUUCUCCUCUUUCCUCUUUGUUGCUCUAAAACCGGCCUCUCCGAAGCCCCUCACUCCGAAGGGAGCUCGACUUCUGGAGAAAGGCGGCUGCGGCGGACUCACCGGCCCCACCUGCGGACCGGCGAGGGCCAGCGAGCCGGUGCGCCCUCCCGCCUGCCUCCCCCGCCGCCUGCGUUCGUCCGUUCGUCCGCCUGGGAAGCCCGCCGCGCGUUCAUUGAUGCACCCAUUCCAGUGGUGUAACGGGUGUUUCUGCGGCCUGGGACUGGUUAGUACUAACAAGUCCUGCUCAAUGCCACCCAUCAGUUUCCAAGACCUUCCUCUGAACAUCUACAUGGUCAUCUUUGGUACAGGCAUCUUUGUCUUCAUGCUCAGCCUCAUCUUCUGCUGUUACUUCAUCAGCAAACUGCGGAACCAGGCACAGAGUGAACGAUAUGGAUAUAAGGAGGUGGUGCUUAAAGGGGAUGCCAAGAAGUCACAAUUAUAUGGGAUGUUUCCCAAGCCCUCUUCUAGAAGAGUAAUUCAGUUGAGAUUGAGGGGAUUCAUAUAUAUGGACAGAAGGCUGGAUUUAAAGAAGCAGACCUGUGCAGUCUGUCUGGAAGACUUCAAGGGGAAGGAUGAGCUAGGUGUGCUCCCAUGCCAGCAUGCUUUUCAUCGGAAGUGUCUGGUGAAGUGGCUAGAAGUACGCUGCGUCUGCCCCAUGUGUAACAAGCCCAUUGCUGGCCCCUCCGAGGCCACUCAGAGCAUCGGAAUCCUAUUGGAUGAGCUGGUGUGAGGGCUGCCUUUACAUCAAGGCCUGGAGAAGACGUCUUGCCUCAUGGGUGCCUGGUCCCUCUGCACAGCUGCAGUGAACAAGACUGUUGGGUGAUAAUGGUCAUGCCUACCUGAAGGGGAGGUAGUUCAGGGCUGGUCUCCCACCAUCAGUGAGAAGCCAGACUUGCCCCUCCUUCCUGCCUCCUGAAGUCUUCUUCUCUGCUACUCAGUACUGAAAGCAUCGCCCAUCAAGACCAUUGUAUCCUGGUACUGGAUGAUUUCCCUGCCUGACCCUGCUCUGGGGGAAGAAUCACCCUUGAAGCAUACAGUAGAGAUAGAGACCGUAUGACCACAAAGCCCUAGAAGGGAUGAGAUGGGCUCUGUCCUCCCUUGUCCCCCACUCCUUCCAUCAGAAGGUUAGAAGGGAAGGAAGAAAAGAUCAAGGAACCAAGUGCCUCCAGUGGAAGUGAGGGAGGCUCUGUAGGAAAUUAGGAAGAGCAGGGACAUAUCAAAGCAAAGUCAAUGUUUACAUGGGACUUAUGGGAACAAAGGCUGGCUGGCCAGCCUGGCUACAGGGUGACGGAGGGCCAUCCCUCCCCCUGCUAGGGUCUGCGGUGCUAUCCAUUCGCUCUCUUCCUCCGUCAAUCUCGGAGCUUCCUAGUCCACGUUGGAGUCUGAGUGCCCCUCCAGAGGAAGGGCUUGUUCUACACUCACACAGAUUUCCAGGGGCUUUUUCUAAAGGAGCAAAGGGGGCCUGGGGAGGGGGGUAUCUGAAGGUGAAGGUAGCAACAGACACCUCCUUCCCCUUGUAAAUAGUAUUUUUAUACUUCAUCCUCACCAUCUCAGGAUUUAUAUAUGGA
This is a messenger RNA of Myotis myotis, 1803 nucleotides long. It is a transcript of the gene RNF122, whose product is annotated as ring finger protein 122. The record is from RefSeq and is a predicted model, not a curated record. Lineage: Eukaryota; Metazoa; Chordata; Mammalia; Chiroptera; Vespertilionidae. Bases 411 to 965 code for a protein of 184 amino acids. The transcript is spliced from 7 exons.